This is a messenger RNA of Apus apus (common swift), 2672 nucleotides long. RefSeq names its product zinc finger protein 511 (gene ZNF511). Lineage: Eukaryota; Metazoa; Chordata; Aves; Apodiformes; Apodidae. Bases 5 to 820 code for a protein of 271 amino acids. The record is from RefSeq and is a predicted model, not a curated record. The transcript is spliced from 7 exons.
CGCCAUGCUGCGGCUGCCGGGCGGGCUGCGCUGCCGCCUGCGGGACGGGCCGGCCCCCAGCCCGGGCCCCCCGGCCCCCCCUCCCGCCCCGGGCCCGCUCGUCCCGCCCGUCCCGCCCUUCGCCUUCACCCCGCGUCGCCUCCGGCUCGGCCCGCACCACCCGCUCCUGGAGGAUGGGGACGUCCACAGGCACCUCUACCUGCAGGGGGUCCUCACCAGCCUGGCCGAGGUGCCCGAGAGACCCAAGGUGUCUGAAUUCAGCUGCCACAUCUCUGGGUGCUGCCAAGUGUUUGACACUCUGGAAGGCUACGAGCACCACUACAACACCCUGCACAGGAACGUCUGUUCCUUCUGCAAGCGCUCCUUCCCCUCAGGACAUCUGUUGGAUAUUCACAUCUUGGAGUGGCACGACUCACUCUUCCAGAUAUUGGCUGAGAAGCAAAACAUGUACAAGUGUUUGGUAGAGGGCUGUGCAGACAAGUUCAGGAGCAGCAAGGAGAGGAAGGAUCACUUGGUCACUGUUCACCUUUACCCUGCUGACUUUCGCUUUGAUAGACCGAAGAAAGUGAAAAGCUGCCCAAAGCAUGUGAGCUCUCCCAUCAAACAGGGUGCCAGCGUGCCCAUGGAUGUGAGUGUGGAGACCUCAGAGCCUUUCCAAGUGGACUCCAUGGAAGUGGGGCCCAGUGAGGACAUGGAGCCUCCUGCCAGCCCUGGCCCCUCGGUGCCAGAGAAACGACUCUUUAAAUCCAGGGUCCCAUCCACAAUUUGCUUUGGACAAGGUGCCACACGAGGAUUUAAAGGACCAAGGAAGAAGGUCUGAAGAUCAGUGCACCAGAACUGUGCCAGGAAGCCCUGCAUCCCCUCAGCUGGCCUGGGGGCAGGUUGUCACCCUUCCCUGCCAGUGUGACUGUUUUAAGAUGGCUUCUGAAACGCAGAUAAAGAGACCACCUUUAGGAAGGAGACACUGAUUUGUUGCAGGUGUGUGCAAAGCUGCGUGUUGGUGCCUUCCCACAAAUCAAGCUCACCCAAAUGAGAUUUUUCAGAAUAUAUUUGUACACAAAACUAUAAAGUUCACAAGCGUCCUAGUCCAUCCUCUUCAGAGUGUUUGGCUAGUGAUUUACAUCUAGCUAGCAUAUGGUUACAUCACUUUUUCUGCUAUCACACAAGCUCAGGGGAAGGGUCUUCACCUGGGCAGGGGUCUUUUUGACCUGGGGAUGGGAUUUUUAGUGUUAUAUUGCCACAAUAUUGCAAGUUCUACAGCUCUAACUGCCCAAGACUGAUUCAGACAUCAAUCUUUUGAUUCAGGUUCUUUGUCAUCUCCUGCAUUCCUUAGGUCCAAUUAUCCAUUUAGACCUCAGGUCUUCUCUGCCAAGUUGGUGAUUUAGGUGAGACACCCUCAGAACCUCUUUAUGAAUUGCCUUCUUCAAGGCCUGGUUAUUGUGGGGUGGCCUUGCCCAGUGCUGGCUGUGGCACUAAUUGUGUACUUGACUGCAAUGUUAAUUGUAUAUAGAAUCAUAGACUCACAGGCUCGUUUGGAUUGGAAGGGACCUUAAAGAUCACCCAGUCCCAACCCCCUGCAUGGGCAGGGACACCUCCCAGCAGCCCAGGUUGCUCCAAGCCCCAUCCAACCUGCCCUUCAACACUGCCAGGGAUGGGGCUUCCAUGACUUCCCUGGGCAACCUGUUCCAUCUGACAAAACCACAGCAUUCUAAAUUUUGGAGUAAUUUUCCAACCUGAGCAAAGGGAAGGAUCAAAAUCCAGAGAAAGAGCAGUGUAUAUUACAACAAUUAAUUAUUCUUUCAUUAUCUCUCAGUUUUUAGAAGCCAGGACAGCCCCUGGGACAGCACCCAGAUGGGCGGUGGGUUGAGCUCCCCAUCAAUUGCUGGCAGAAGUGUCUCAGGCUUACAAGGAAAGGCUGAGAGACCUGGGGCUGUUCAGUCUACAGAGGAGAAGACUGAGAGGGAACCUAAUUAAUGUCUAUAAAUACAUGAGGGCAUCAGGAAGGCAGGGACAAGCUCUUGUCACUUGUGCCGUGGGACAGGAUGAGGGGCAAUGGAUUCAAACUCCAGCACAGGAAGUUCCACCUCAACAUGAGGAAGAACUUCUUUCCUGUGAGGGUGACAGAGCCCUGGGACAGGCUGCCCAGAGAGGCUGUGGAGGCUCCUUCUCUGGAGACCUUCAAGACCUGUCUGGAUGCCUUUCUGAGUGACCUGCCCUAGUUUUGGUCCUGCUCUGGCAGGGGAGUUGGACUCGAUGAUCUCCAGAGGUUCCUUCCAACCCCUGACAUUCUGUGAGGGCUGUGGAGGAGCACUGCAGUGAGGAGGUGAGAGGAAAUCAACUGCUAGAGCUGAGACUGCAGCUUUAUUUCUUGUAUUUUUUUUUACCUUUUGGGGGAACAUACGGAUUCAAGAAAUUCUGCUGACUAUACAGAAGCUGGAACCACUGACAAAAAGAAAAAAAAACAGAAGGAAAAAAAAAAAAAAAGUGUUGCUCUCUCAUUCUGCCCUUCUCCAUCUCUCUGAAGUGUGCUCCACUUGUGGUGGAGCUCUGAAAACUGCAAGAGGUUUGCCCAGGGCAGGAUGAACAUUCAGGUGCCUUAGAUCACUUCUAUGGGGAGCUAAAAUAAAGUGACUUGCAACUAGGUGAAUAAAUAAAAGGACUUUUUUACAAAA